Malaya genurostris is the source of this 3940-nucleotide messenger RNA. It is a transcript of the gene Rap1, whose product is annotated as ras-related protein Rap1. Bases 856 to 1410 code for a protein of 184 amino acids. The record is from RefSeq and is a predicted model, not a curated record. Gene Ontology annotation, cellular component: plasma membrane. Gene Ontology annotation, molecular function: GDP binding; GTP binding; GTPase activity. Gene Ontology annotation, biological process: Rap protein signal transduction; negative regulation of synaptic vesicle exocytosis; cellular response to cAMP. NCBI's taxonomy places the organism in Eukaryota, Metazoa, Arthropoda, Insecta, Diptera, Culicidae. The transcript is spliced from 6 exons.
GGCGAAAAGUCAACUUUUUUUUUCUGCGAAGCAGCCCACAGUCGUGAAUAACGAGCGAGUGAGGAGUGCUAACAUUAUUCCGCCGCGGUAGGCAUAAUUUUUUAGCAAACACUCAGGCAUUCGUUUCGCAAGAACGCCUUCCGUUCCGUGCACCUUCUGUUCGCGAGCUUGAUUUCGGUGGAAAACGCGUUCUGAAGGAUUCGGUUCGGUCCUGAAACUGAACGGAAAGUGUCGCGUCUAACUUGGUCUGGUUGCUGCGGAUGUUCGUGUAUGUGGUGCGGGGAAAAUAUCUUCCGAUAACAAGAGGAAAGUUUACCUCCGGUGGAUGAUUCGUAUGCUCAUUCAUGUGCUCUUCACGCGAAGUUUUCUGGUGUGGUAAAGUGCUAGUUCAGCUGUGAUUUUGGUUCGUGUGCAUAUUCCGCGAAGAUAAUAAACCGGAAUUAUUGCUAUUUUUUGUAGCUGCAAAAGCGCUUCUCAUUCGUUUCAUAAGCAAACAAAAAAAACACGAAGCAAUAUCAUACACCGUAAUUAGUGAAAAAUCAUACGGCAAAGUGACACCGGUUCAACAGAACGGAGAAAACAAAAAAAAAGUUACUAAAGGUUAGAGUUCGCGUGGAUAAACCAGGCAACCGCAGUCUCACGAGAGCCAUAAAGACCUAUCCACGUGCCAAGGGUGGAUUUUUCGUGUGGUUCUAACAAGUGCGUAGGCGUAGCCGCAACGGAAGAUUAAUUUGUUUUAAAGGUGAAACCCUACUCACUCACCGUAGACCCACGGUGAGCGAUCUCUCUUCUUACGGAGGCUGCCGAAGCUGAAUUUGUGGUCGGUGGUUAGGCGAAUACUUGUACACCAGCACAAUGCGUGAGUACAAAAUUGUCGUGCUCGGAAGCGGAGGUGUGGGCAAAUCCGCCCUGACAGUACAGUUUGUUCAGGGUAUCUUCGUGGAAAAGUACGACCCAACGAUAGAGGACAGUUACCGGAAACAGGUCGAAGUGGACGGACAGCAAUGCAUGUUAGAAAUUUUGGACACUGCCGGGACGGAACAAUUCACAGCGAUGAGAGAUCUCUACAUGAAGAACGGCCAAGGUUUCGUGCUAGUGUAUUCAAUCACGGCACAAUCGACAUUCAACGACCUGCAGGAUCUCCGAGAACAGAUUUUAAGGGUUAAGGACACUGACGACGUACCAAUGGUGUUGGUUGGAAAUAAGUGCGAUUUGGAGGACGAGCGAGUAGUUGGAAAGGAGUUGGGCAAAAGUCUCGCCAAUCAGUUUAACUGUGCAUUCAUGGAAACGUCAGCCAAAGCCAAAAUUAAUGUUAACGACAUUUUCUACGACUUAGUCCAACAAAUUAACAAGAAAUCUCCCGAGAGAAAGCCCAACAAAAAGAAGAAAUCACUGUGCGCGCUGCUCUAAGUGAAGAACCAUUACGAUUAACAAAGUAAUAAUAAAAAUAAAAACACCCGAAACAGAGGUAAAUCAGAAACGAAACAAAAAAUCGUUCGCAGAUAAGGAUUUAAGAAAGUUAUAAACAUUAUAUUAUUAAUUGAAAAGGGAAACCCGUGUUAAGAUUAUGAAGAAAAAAAAAACAAACAAACGCAGUAAGGAAAUUGACAAAGAUCGUGUGGUCGAAUGGCGUUCGAAAAGGGAAGCAAACCUUAGUUUACAAUCCAGACACCAUUUCAGUGGAAUUUAAACCACUACCCGUAAUCGCAGAUCAGUCUCAUGGGGAAAAAUAAUCUCGGAACAUCGGAUUGUUAUGUGAUUAUCGGUAGUUCAACACCUACUUGAUAAUUUUAAGCCAAACCAACUCUUUCUUGACGUUAAUGAACAGCACAGAAAAUUUUACGAAAAAAAAAUUACACAGUAAAAACUAUGCGAAGAAGAAGUAUGUUGCCACCGCCAUCAUCGUUGAUUGUGAUUUGUUCUGCAAUUUCGUAAAUAAAAAAAAACACACACACAAACACAAAUUAAAGUUAAUGGAAAUGAGCGUUCGUCACCACUAUUGAAGUAUUUUCUAUGAACACCUGUGUGGUUACUCUUUUUCUGAUCGUGAUCGUUUGGCUUCCAUUUUUACAUAAAUCGAAAUUGGCAAACUGGCAAAGCAACAACAACACAGUCACGGAAGUUUAAGAAUGUGAAUCUUUGUUCAGCUUGGUGUAGGUUAUUACGUAAUGUGAAGAACAAUAGACCAAAACCAUGAACUAGGAUUCUCUCGAGCUAAGAAGAGAUCUCAAAUUUUGUGGUACCCGUACAUAAUGGACGAAAAUUCACUCUCACACAGACAAAAAAAACUCACACAAACCGACACAGACAACAGAAUAAAGUCGUUCGGUCAGAUUCAUUGCAACUACUAGUAUUAUGAAAAUACUUUCCAUGUCGGAACUGAUAUAUAGAGUAGCGAUCGGAACGGACAAAUGGUAAGUUCGACUGUGAAACAAACAGAUUUUGUACUAUUUUUAAUGCAAAUAUACUACAUUUUUCUACUAUCUCAUCAAGUCUUAUCGAGUCAAGGAAACCUCAAAGGUUGCCCCUCUCGAAGGAAAUCGCAGUUAGGUGAUUUCUCAGACCAGAGUUUGAACCCCAACAUCAAAUUUUGGAGUGCCAAACUACCAAUCAAUCAAUCAAUACAUUCACUCACACGUUCUCGUUCAUAAUCCAAACUGUAGACCGUAGAAAGAAAAUCGGCUUCGAACCACUCUGUUGAUUGCUUCUCGCUCCAAACUUUCCUGUUUAAUAAAUUCUUUUACCACUACGAAUUUUUGAUAGAACCCCUCUUUUUCGGAUAUCGCCUUUUGCACUUGUUCAAGCACGGUUUUCAAUGUGAAUAAUACAGAAAUUGACAUAAUAAAACUAACAAAAUCAAAUCAUAAUCAUGAAGAAAAGUAAAUAGAAUGGAUAGUACAUUUUUUGUUCGAGUUUAACCCAGUAAUGUUCAUUAAAAAAGGAUGAAGAAACUGACCGUAAUCAAAAACAUAAGCUCGCCAUCAUCGUCGUUGUCGUCGUUAUAGUCGUCACACACUCGUGCACAUGUGCGUGCUCUUGCGGGGAGAGAGCGUGGCUGAACGAAAAAAUAAUGCCAACAAAUAAAACAUACGCUAUUAUAGGAACAAGGAAACAAAACAAGAAAAAAAACACUGAGUAGAUCAAGCACCAAACUCCUUUCUCAAGCCACUUGUACCGUGUAUCAUCCUGGCCUUGUUUCAAGAAAGUAGCACCUGUAUCGUAAUAGUAGAUAGAUAGUCCUUCAAAUUCAGCACAAGUUGUUCGGGUAAGACGUAAAUAAUGGCAAAUGACAGUGAAUAAGUGUAGAAUUCAAGUGACCCCAAUCAAUAACAGCUCUCACGAGAAAUUAGUGUUUAAACGAAAAACAAAAAAAAAACAUAGAAAACUGUUGUGAAUGUGUUUGAACUUCUCACCCACAAGUCGUUAAAAAAUAAAUAAAACAAAAGGUGUCGAUCUCACAUCCAACUCCAUUCGUAUAAGACGAACGUACACGCUCACGCAAGACGCAACGUUUGCCAUUUCACACAUACGUUGAAAAAGAGUAAACAACAUCCUACAGAAUGAACAAAAAAAAAUCUAGGAACAAGAAUGUUUGUUGUAGCCGCAGUACAGAAUUGUUAUCGUCAUACUAUUUUCAAGUUUUCCCCUAGUAAACUGUCACUGCGAGAAAGAAAUAGAAACUGUUAACCGGACUUUUAUCUUCUACCGUACAAUAUUGUAGCGAAUACACAAACUGGUCCCGACUCGGUAAAUAUCGUUCUGAUCUAGAACAGAAACUAGGAGAACACUUACAUGGAGGAAAAAACAACGUACACACUAAACACACAUCCACGCGCGAUCUUCUCAUACUGAACAAGGAGAAAGGAAUGAAAAAGAUAUAACUGUGUAACCAUGCAAAACAAUCUAUUUUCUAAUGAAUAAUAAGUAUAUAUAUACAAGA